Messenger RNA from Eurypyga helias (sunbittern), 660 nucleotides. RefSeq names its product nuclear receptor corepressor 2-like. NCBI's taxonomy places the organism in Eukaryota, Metazoa, Chordata, Aves, Eurypygiformes, Eurypygidae. Gene Ontology annotation, molecular function: transcription corepressor activity. The transcript has 6 exons. Gene Ontology annotation, biological process: negative regulation of transcription by RNA polymerase II. The record is from RefSeq and is a predicted model, not a curated record. The annotation marks the transcript as partial.
GAACAGAAGUUUUGCCAGCGCUACGACCAGUUGAUGGAAGCCUGGGAAAAAAAAGUGGAACGCAUCGAAAAUAACCCCCGGCGCCGUGCCAAAGAGAGCAAAGUGCGGGAAUACUAUGAGAAGCAAUUCCCAGAGAUCCGGAAGCAGCGGGAACUGCAAGAGCGCAUGCAGAGCAGGGUAGGACAGAGGGGCAGUGGCGGGCUCUCCAUGUCAGCCGCACGCAGCGAGCAUGAGGUGUCGGAAAUCAUCGACGGGCUCUCAGAGCAAGAGAACCUGGAGAAGCAGAUGCGGCAGCUCGCCGUCAUCCCGCCCAUGCUGUACGAUGCCGACCAGCAGCGCAUUAAAUUCAUCAACAUGAACGGCCUCAUGGACGACCCCAUGAAGGUCUACAAGGACCGGCAGGUGAUGAACAUGUGGAGCGAGCAGGAGAAGGAGACCUUCCGGGAAAAGUUCAUGCAGCAUCCAAAGAACUUCGGCCUGAUCGCAUCCUUUCUGGACAGGAAGACGGUGGCAGACUGCGUCCUCUACUACUACCUGACCAAGAAGAACGAGAACUACAAAAACCUCGUAAGGAGGAAUUACCGGCGGCGCGGGAAGAGCCAGCAGAGGGUGCCGCGCGCGGUCGUGAGAAGCCAGGCGGUGGGUGGCAGCGAGGGCUGA